Molecule: messenger RNA, 3577 nt
Organism: Haliotis rufescens (red abalone)
Lineage: Eukaryota; Metazoa; Mollusca; Gastropoda; Lepetellida; Haliotidae
Product: protein ABHD15-like
Exons: 3
Coding region: 1181-2374 (397 amino acids)
Molecular function (GO): short-chain carboxylesterase activity; monoacylglycerol lipase activity
Source: RefSeq, a predicted model, not a curated record
AAAGUAAAUCCUGGCUUACCACGGUUCUACAACACAGCUUGCAUUGAGGCCUUGUCACACAUCCCCCCAUCACUCAUUCGGGACGCAGUGUUGACCAUUGACGGCUCAUACAGCUGCAUUCUGACAUAUACAACCGUGUCACGGGCAUCAGGGCAAUUGACAUCAGUCAAUCACAGCCUCCUGUUGUGUGUAUGUAUCCGUACCUUCUCUUUGAACUGUCAUCUACAACAGUUAGUGUGAACUUGGUGAAAUUGACUUUGACAGAAGGUGCAUCGUUUCAGUUCACGGUUUCUCCCAUAUUGAACCUCUGUGUUCAAUGGAACAGGUUAUAACGUGCUCAGAAAUUACAACCGGCUAUCUGUCAUUACUGCAGUCUACCGUUAGAUGACGAGCUGAAACUGAUGACCACAGCAAAUUAUCAGAAGUAGAAGUUGACCUGGUCCUUCACAACCUCAUCAAUCUCAGACUCGACCGUCUUGCCCACUUGGGCGAUAGCUGUUAAACAUGUAUCGACGAACAUGGAAGCCUGACUGUUUAUUGUGAAUUGGGAUACACUGAAGACAUUAAUUAUCAGUAAAGUGAAGUCACCUAGGACCAGAAAACAGAUUGUUACUAUCGUUUGAAAUCAGAUUGAUAAGUGUACAACACCUGCUCAUAAGAGUCUGUGAGAUCACACAUCGGAACUGGCGAUCCGCUCAAUUAAUAUUAUCCUGUUAUAUUUGACGCGUCAGAUAAUCAACCAUCCCGUUGAUUUACACCUGUUGGGGGAACGUUGAACCUAACGUUGGCCGUGCUACGGGAGUGCAGGUGGAGCAAUCAUCGCACCUGGCGCAGAUGUUGUCAUAGCCGAGUGUAACAGUGUGAAGCCAAGCCCUAGCUCGGUCACAUCCUAAUAUUGACGCCCGGGCCUACUGCUAACACAGAAACAUCCACACUACUACCGUUUCCUCUACCAAUUGUCAACACCGUCGGUGGCCCGUCCACUUCCCCGCCACAACAUCGUGAGAAGACGUGCAAGACCCCGGCACUCUCAUACCUCUCCUGGACGAUUGCACAGGACCAGAGCGGCGCGCGCCGGGUGUGACGUCACAAGCUCUAGCCUAGUUAACGGAAAACACCGUGGUGCAACUAGAAUCUUUCUUCCGACCGAGCACUUGCGAGGCUUCAUCCACCGUCCACGAUGUUGAUGUCAAGUGUUUUCUGGAUGAUGCUGUCGUACCCUUUCACCGUCGUGAUGACGUUCCUCAGCACUGUCGUCCUCACCGCAGUCGUCUACGUUAAGACACUCUUCAGACCCAAAGAAUCGAUUCCCAGGCUGUACUUCCGGGAUUCCGCCAUGGCGCAACACAUCGUUAACAAAUGCACGUCACUGCGCCGACCUAUGAGACUUCCGGUCUGGCUACAGAAUGCGCAUGUGCAGACACUUUGUGGCUUCUUUUUAAAACUUUUCAGAACUCAAUUCCGUAGAGAAUAUGUGCAGCUCGAAGAUGACGGAGUUGUCGCCCUUGACUGGACCGCGACCUCGCGGUAUAUGGGCAACGCUACGGCUAUUAUCAUCAUUGUGCCAGACCUUAAUGGCGACGCCGCCAGUAUGGCGCAGUACUGCAGCGUCUUUACCUCCAGAGGGUACCGCUCCGUUAUCUUCAACCGUCGUGGUCACGGCGGGUCCUUCUUGACUAGUGCUGGGCUCGAGGCUUACGGCUGUUGUUCGGAUCUCCGCGGUGCCAUACAAUCUCUCCGACACCGCUUCCCUGGCUCUCCCAUCGCCGGACUCGGGGCUGGAGCGGGCGCAGAUCUACUCAUGUCCUACUUAGGGGAAUUCGGCUCUUCAUCCCUUCUAUCCUCAGUCACGUGCAUUUCACCAACAUAUGAUUCCGAGGAUGUGUAUAUGAACAAAAUUCCUAAAAUAUACGAAAUGACAUAUCUAAUGUAUUUGAAAAAGAUUUUGGGACGCCAUGCGGAGAGUUUUUCUAACGUUGUUGAUGUUGACGCUGCCCUCCGCGCUUGGAGUUUCAAGGACUAUGAUUCACACGUGUACAGCAAGCUCGGCGGAUAUCCGGGACUUGAAGAAUACUGGGAAGAAAAUUCGCCCAUGCGAGAUGUGGACGAGAUUUCAGUUCCUGUGUUGUGCAUCAACAGCAUGGAUGAUCCAAUCAGUGUUAAAGAAAACAUUCCUUAUGACUUGUUCAGAUCUUCUCUCAAUUUCUUCCUAGUCACUUUAGAGAGAGGCGGACAUUGUGGAUUCUACGAGAAGGCCACGGGUUCUGCAUGGACAGUGAAACCAGCUCUUGACUUCAUCGAUUCUGUGUUCAGUUUCCCUUCAGCCAUUCCAGCGACGCAAAGGAUUGUUGGCGAAAGGGCCUGGCAAAGAUGAACUACCCCCCUUGUCGCUGACGCAGCGUGAUCUAGUCACAUGACACGACUCUUCCCGAGUCGUGUCGCAGUCGUUGAGCUCGGAAUGGCUUCUGGGGAAGUACUGACGAAUUCCUGUUUGACAAAACCGCACAAGACCAAAGACAGACCGUGAACUGCACAGACAACUGCACACGCAACUGCACACGCAACUGCACACGCAACAGUUGAAAGCAGAGAAGUCAGAUCUGGCGAAGUAGUUGCGUGCAGGACUGUUAUCUGUUACUCUCCAGCUGACAAUGGCGUAUGACGUCAUGAUGGUGAUGACGUGCGCUACAGAGGAACAUUCAGAACUGUUCGAUAGUGGCGUUGGCAUUGGUCAGAGCACAACUUUGUAUUUCGUUUCAUCGGCUUUGACAGCAGAAGGUGUCACAAAGCUUGUCUCAAAUGACGAUAUGUUUCGUAAAAUUGAAGCCAUCAAGAAAAUUGUUAAUUGGAGAUAUAAAUUGCAGUAGCGCUUGGUUGCACCGAGGUGAUUACUUGUAUUUCACCAAACAAGGAUCUACCCUGUUGACACUAACGCUAUGACUGGCCAUUUGUGUUCUAGCGAGUAAAUUCACAGAAGGAGACAUGAACAAACUACGACCAAGUCCAGCGGGUGACCUUCGAUGGAUAGAUGUCAUGACAGAUCGGAGCCAUGAAAGACAUUAGCCUGAAAGGCAUUGUUUUGAAUACCACAAGUCCAUGAAAGUAUUUGAUGAUAUACUAGCUGCAGGCAUUUUGUAUUGUCUAAAGAGAAACGAUCAGCCGUCAUUAAUUAUAAAUUGUUUGUCUUUAAAUGGUUUCAGAAAAGAAUCGAUCGGGUCUUAUACAGUGUUUCGGGUUAAUAGGAAGCUCCGGUACAUGGUAACCAUGGUAACUUUAAAAACUGUGUUCAUGCUUUGAUGAGGCUUUGAUAAAGCAGUUCUGUGAAGAUGAGUGGCAGGCUGAAGCAGCUCUGCGGUGUACAGUAACCUCAAGGUGACCUCUGAGAGUGGUGCGCAUGGCCAGGCUGGCCCUGGUUACAUGUGGUUACGUUUUGUUACAUUUAUAGAAAUGUUAUCUUAUGGUGUAAUGUUCGCUGUUAUUGCUGCAAUGCCGACAUUCCUGUGAAAAGUUUAAUUCAUCUGUGAUGUACAUAUUAUAAUAAAUUAUUAUAUUACAUAACUUUAUAAUAAAACUGAAU